Messenger RNA from Patella vulgata (common limpet), 2546 nucleotides. RefSeq names its product zinc finger protein OZF. Gene Ontology annotation, molecular function: RNA polymerase II transcription regulatory region sequence-specific DNA binding; DNA-binding transcription factor activity, RNA polymerase II-specific. Gene Ontology annotation, biological process: regulation of transcription by RNA polymerase II. The coding region runs from base 125 to 1543 and encodes 472 amino acids. The transcript has 2 exons. Lineage: Eukaryota; Metazoa; Mollusca; Gastropoda; Patellidae. Gene Ontology annotation, cellular component: nucleus. The record is from RefSeq and is a predicted model, not a curated record.
AAUAGACCAAGACAAAGAUGGCGACAUUGCAAAUCUGAAGACUCGAAAUCAUUGAAGCAAGAUUAAUUUUUACAUUUUACUUCUGUAAAGAUAGUGUAAUUUUAGUCAUAACUUCCCACAAGAAAUGGAGACGGAAACUAAUGAUGUAAGUACAUUUCACCAGUGUGUUGUAUGUGAUCAAAUUUAUCAACAGUACAGUGACCUAGAACUUCACAAUAAAAUACAUGUUAAAGAAGAGGAAAUUUACGAUGAAAAUUGUAAAGUACAUUUCGCUAAGGUAACAUCUGAUAUCAACAAACAUAUUAAAGAAGAGAAAACUGAUGAUGUUGAAGCCAUACAUCAAUGUAAACUGUGUUACGAGAAAUUUGAAUUAUACACUAAGUUAGUAGAACAUUGUGAAAUACAUGUUGAACAAGAGGAGUCUAGUUUGUCACAUCAAUGUACAGUUUGUAGCAAGCGUUUUGAACAAUAUUUAGACUUAGAAGAUCAUUGUAAAAUACAUGUAAAAGAAGAGAAAUCUGAAGCAAGCAACUCACAUCAAUGUAAACAGUGUGAUAAAAUCUUUGAGUUAUACACCGACUUUGAAGAACAUUAUAAAACACAUGUUAAACAAACAGAGUGUUCAUCACAUCAAUGUACUGUUUGUCAUAUACGUUUUACACGGUACAUUGAUCUUGAGAAUCAUACGUGUAGUCAUAAACAGUUAAUUCUUACAACACAACCAAAUAGAUCUAAAAAUAGUCGGCAGUAUGUUAAAACAAAAGGAAAACAUCAAUGCAAUCAGUGUCAUAAAAUAUUUCCGAAAAAUAGUUUACUUGAGAGACAUGCCAGAGUUCAUACUAAAGGAAAACCAUAUGAAUGUGAUGUUUGUGGUAAGGCCUAUAAAGACCAGGCUUAUUUUGAGAGACAUAUCAGUAUCCAUAAUGGAGACAAUCGCAUUCAAUGUGAUGUUUGUUGUAGAUUAUUCGCUGAUGCUGGACGUCUUGAGAGACAUGUCAGAAUUCAUACUGGUGAGAGGCCAUAUAAAUGUGAUGUUUGUAGUAAAUCUUUCAAACGACCUUCUGAUGUGACGAAACACAUGAAUAUUCAUUCAGCAACAAGACCGUUUACAUGUGAGAUUUGUGGUGUAUCAUUCCAUGAAAACUCUAAUCUCCGAAAACACAUGCGUAUUCACACAGGAGUAAAACCCUACUCUUGUCAGGUCUGUAGUUGGUCAUUCAACGAUAGCUCCACCCUGAAAUGUCACAUGAGGAUCCAUACCGGAGAGAAGGGCUAUCAAUGUGAUGUUUGCGGUAAAUCGUUCAGGAGUAAAUCGUACCUGUUAGUUCACACGCGUAUUCAUACGGGAGAAAAACCUUACAGGUGUGAUCUGUGUAGCAGGGCGUUUAAUCAACUGUGCGAUCUAAAGAGACAUACCAGCCGUCACUCGGGAGCGAAACCGUUCAAAUGCGAUGUUUGUAGUAAAUCGUUUAGUGUCAAGUCUGAUCUACAGGUUCACAUGCAAGCAAUGCACCAAACAUCAGGACAAAAAAUGGAACGUUGAGGAAACUCUACAUUUCGCCUGCUGACUGACAAUCAAAUGCGAUCUUUGUAGUAAAUCAUUUAGUGCCAAGUCUUUAUCUUCAGGGGGUUUUGGAUGGUCGAAUGGUUAGCAUGUGUGCGCUGUAUCAUAAGGUCUGUCAUUGAGUCAACUGACAUGAUUUCAAAUCCCCGGUUGUACCUGACAAGGAGUAGGGUGGCCUGUCCAACCUCGUGGGUUUUCGCUGGGUCCUCUGGUUGCUUCCCACUGCUAAAGACCCCUAUGCGGAAGCGAAUUAUUGAAAUAAAAUUGAACCAUGUGUUAGUCCCGAAAUGACCUAGAUUGUGUCGAGUAGAUGCUCUCUCUCUCUCCCUCAGACAGCAAAACUAGGGAAACUAGGUCAUUUCGGUAUCCAUACAUUGUGUACAUAUUUUUUAUUUGAAUUAUUUAGAGGGAAUAUCAAUCUGAUUAAUAUACAAAUCUAUAUUUCGUUUCGUUUUUUUAUACUUUCGAUGGCCUACACUACAUGAAGAUCUGACCGGUUGUAACAGACCGUUUCAUUGGCUUAUCCCUCACAUCAUUCAGAACACAUCAAUGAUAACAACUCUUCCAGGUCCUAGUGUAGUAAACACAUGUAAAACGAAAUUUUGAACUAUACAAAGGAAACGAAUUAGGAUCUGUGUUUUAAUUAGAUUGAGGUAAUAUUAAAGGGCACAUAAGAUGGACGACAUUACUUUUCGGUACAUAUAGCCAAUGGUUACUAUAUCCAAUUUACGGCAAGUUUACACCAAUCUGAGUAAAAUUAAUUUCGGCUAUCAUCACUCAAAGACGCCAAAAGAGACCUCCUGUAAAAACAACUUUGCCAAUUAUCGAAAACACUCUUAUUCCCCUCAGAUGCCAGUGAUGUCACAGUGACCGAAUGCAUAAUUGGAAUGUUUAUUCCUUAAUUACCUAUAUACAGCGGGUGUGUGUAUUCAUUAACGCCUGACUGAUUUUUUAAUCCCCUAAUGAAAUAAAACAAUUGACA